AGGAGUCCUGGCCCCCAGCCCCCACUCCCCUCCCAGAGCAGGGAGAGAACCCAGGAGUCCUGGCUCCUGGCCCUUGUCAUGUGACCAGGCCCAUGCCGGCUUCGGCCAGUUCCGGGUGCGUUGCUAGGCAACUGGGCUUCGGUUGCCAGGGCGCCUGCCUGGCCUGCCAGGUCCCAGUGCAAACCAGUCAGCCCAGCAUGGAUCAGUACAGCAUCCUGGGCAGGAUCGGGGAAGGCGCCCACGGCAUCGUCUUCAAAGCCAAGAACGUAGAGACAGGGGAGACUGUGGCAUUGAAGAAGGUCGCUCUGCGGAGACUGGAGGACGGGAUCCCGAACCAGGCGCUGCGGGAGAUCAAAGCACUACAGGAGAUUGAGGAGAAUCAGCAUGUGAGUGGGCAGCAGGGGAGCCAGAACUCCUGGCUUCUCUCCGUGGUUCUGGGAGGAGAGAGGGGUUUAGUGAGGUCCGGGCGAGGUGACCUCUUAGGGUCCCUUCCAGCCCUACAGCACUGGGGUCUGUGAUGGCAGAGCCACAGUGUUGGGGGUCAGAAAUAGAGACCCCAGGGUCUAUUUCUCCGUGUCCGCUUCCACUGCUUGGCCUGCAGCCACCCUAUCCUCCUGUCUCUGGGUUGCUCCCUUCUUUCUUUCGUUCUUGUUCUCUUGUUUCUUU
This is a messenger RNA of Chelonoidis abingdonii (Abingdon island giant tortoise), 666 nucleotides long. NCBI's taxonomy places the organism in Eukaryota, Metazoa, Chordata, Testudines, Testudinidae. The record is from RefSeq and is a predicted model, not a curated record.